This is a messenger RNA of Botrytis deweyae, 2748 nucleotides long. RefSeq lists its product as uncharacterized. Bases 1 to 2748 code for a protein of 915 amino acids. The record is from RefSeq and is a predicted model, not a curated record. The transcript has 4 exons. Lineage: Eukaryota; Fungi; Ascomycota; Leotiomycetes; Helotiales; Sclerotiniaceae.
AUGACCGGUCGUCAAGGAACCCCUCGUCCAGCUACUUCAACAUUCAUUGAACUCCGUCCUCGCACUCGCCAUACGAUCUCUGUUCCGCCCCUCUCGCUAGCAAGUACUGUGUCGGAUUCUCCGAAAGCCCUUGGUGCCCCGAUCACGCCAAUUGUUACUCCUCUCGUUCCUCAUCAUGCUCAUACUUCCCAUCCCCACACUCACCCAACACCAACUCGACCACCGACUCCCGCUCAGCUUACCCCAACAAUAACCGCCCUCCGUACGAUCCAAAAGUCCUCGGAUCCCUCUUUCGUCUGUACGAUAUGCUGGUCUCCCCAAUAUUUACCUUCCACGCCACGGGUCUUGGGGCGGUCAUCUAGAAUUGUCUGUCAUCAAUGUUGGAGAGCAGUUUUGGAUUUAAGUAUAUGUUGGGUUUGUGGGGAAUGCAUUGUGAGAGGCGAUGAGGUAGUUAGUUUGGGGUGGUGUUUUUGGCAUCGAGGAUGUUUUGGGUGUUUGCUUUGCGGGGUUAGGUUAGGAGAAAGAGUUUUGAAGGAGUGUGAAAGUGAGUGUGAGAAUGGGAGGGGAAGAUAUGGGAAUAAUGGGGAGGAGGCAUGUGGAGAUCGAAGGAAAGGAACAGAGUUGGAUAAAAUUCCGCUUUGCGAGUGGUGCGAGACGGAGACGAAGAUUAAGGGGUAUGGAGAAAAGAAGGUGUUGGAGAGGGGAUUGGAAAAUGUGACGAAGUCUGAUGGUGGGUUGACGAGAUGUAGAUUGGAGAAAUUGGAUGAGGAUAAGGGGUUGGGAAGGAAUUCGAACCUGAAUUUGAAUGGCAAGAAAGAUUUCGUGGUUGGAUUAGAUGGGGAAGAAAGAGAAGAAACGGGGCCUUCUCCAACUUCGCCAUCUUCUAGUGUUUCGCCGACGAGUAUGACGGACAAAUCAUCUAAAUCAUCUACGAUGAAUGAAAGGAAGAUCAGAAAAAUCAUACGGGAUUCUUCUACUCCUCAGGAAGAAGUUGCACUCCUAAGUGACGCCGCCAAAAUGGGUGUAUCCGAAGACGGAAACCCAGACGACUCCACCCAUUCCCACAGCGAUACUGAACCCGCCCAUUUCGGCCAAGCCGACCCAUCUACUUCAUCGUCAUCAACUUCCUCUCCCCCAUCAGACAUCUACGUCUCCAUCUACGAUCCUGCUGGUCAAGCAUUCGUGCCUAGUAAGACCAAACCGCUUCCAAAAUGGAUGUCAUUGCUUCCGAAUAAUGUACAUCGCGAACGGGAAGAAACAGAAGGCGAUACUAGUCAGAAGAAAUCACAAGCAGCGGUUUCGAGAGCGAAGCUUCCAGAAGCAUAUGCGGAUGGGGCUUCAUCUAGUCAUUCGGAUGAUUGUCAGGGAGAUCAUGGCCCAUUUACGUCGUGUCCAACGGAGGAGGGCCUGACGGGGGUUUUUCCUCGGGAACAUUCAGGGCAGGUGACGCCUAAAGAACGUUCGAUCUUGAGAUAUCUGACACUCCCAGAUCGACUCUCCUUCCGAGAACGAGCCAAUUCUGCCUCUGAAAGCACAUCAGAUAGUACCCGACGUCCAUCCGCAUCAACUCUUUCAUCUCUCGCCCUUCCUAGCCCCCAUCAAAAAGCAUGCAAAACCACUCGUCCUCGCUCCGUCUCCAUCGAAGAAAAGCUUCCCCGCCCACAUCAACAUCCCGCAUCUGCCUAUCGUCGUGCAAACCGCUCCAGCACUAUUGAAUCCGCCUGUAUCAAACCUAAGGGUCUAGUCCGAAUAAUUCCACACCCCGAACACACACCGCGGGACGUUUCAGAGAGACCGCUAACCCCCUAUCCCAAAAUUGACAGUCCGGAUCCCUUCCAAACCCAGCACAUUUCCUCAUCCUCUUCUACUCCCCACCCAAACUCGAAACCCACCCUCCUACACUCCCCCCUCUCAAACUUCAUCACACCUCGAAAGGGCUCUUGCUGCGGACUCAGCACCUCUCUCGAAAGCGCAUCGGUAGGAGAAAUAAAGAGAAGAGAACGCGGAGAAUCGAGUUUUGACUCCGUGUUUGAGAGUUUCCCGCGCCCGGAAAUCGGGAAGAAUAAUAGUAAUUAUGCGUCGAGUUUAUGUCGCAGUCCGAAAUUGGGAUUUUUGGAAAAGGGGAAUGAGUAUUUGGAGUAUAUGUCGGGGGUGAUAUUGCCUGGGGGAGGGAGAGAGGGGGAUGCGGGGAAGGAGGGGGGGAAGGAGGGGAUUGUAGAGAAGAUUCGGAGACAGAGGGUUGGGACUGUGAGUCUCGGCCAAGUAGCCCAGAACGUCAAGGAAGAAAAAGAAAGAAAGCGCGCGGAAACACAGAUUCAAACGGAAUGGAACUGGCUUGAUCAUGAAUCUAAAACUCACACGCCAAAUGCAAUUGUGGAACAAGACGCGAAUGCGCAAGUGGGGAGUGGUAGAAGCUCGAGACGGAAUAGAGGGGUGAGUGAGGAUGAGGUAGGAAGGUUGUCGAGGGAUGGGAGUAGAAUGAGUGGGAGGAGGCGGAGGGGGACGAGUGGGGAGGAGAGGGGACAGGCGAGUAGGGUGGGGAGUAGGAAGGAGAGGGAGAGGGAAAGGGAAAGGGAGAAGAUAGAGAGGGAUAGGUUGGAAAAAGGAGAUAGUAAAGGGAAAGGGAAGGAGAAGCUAGUAGAGAAGGAAGAGAGUCGUAUAAAGGUUGAGGAUGAUGUUGGUGGUGGCGUCGAUGAGAGUAGGGAGCAGUUGAAGAGGGAAUUGAAGGGGCUGUUUGGUGAGGAGUGA